Molecule: messenger RNA, 576 nt
Organism: Capronia epimyces CBS 606.96
Lineage: Eukaryota; Fungi; Ascomycota; Eurotiomycetes; Chaetothyriales; Herpotrichiellaceae
Exons: 4
Coding region: 1-576 (191 amino acids)
Cellular component (GO): mitochondrial outer membrane
Molecular function (GO): nascent polypeptide-associated complex binding
Source: RefSeq, a predicted model, not a curated record
AUGAGCUACGCCGAAGUUACGGCCAAGGGCCCCAAGCAGACCCCCGAAGAGGCGUAUGUGCCACAUCAGGCUUGCCCGAAAGCUAUACAUCGCGCUGCUCCAGUUCCUUCGCUUCCUCAUUCCGAAUCCGAAUCGGCAAGCUUGAUCGACGUCGACUCGCCGCACGUCACUUCCGUCAAGUCCGACUUUCAGGAACAAGAAAUCCAGACGGAGACCCAAGCCGAUAGACUUGAACAUGAAGCAGAAGACAAGGCUCGUGCAGCAGCCCAGCAGGCAGCGGCUGCAGCCGAGAGUGCUAAGAAGAAGGCCGCUACGAAGGGCAAGGAAGCGAAGGACUCUUUGAAGAAAGACGGCCGAAAAUUGAGCGAGAACAGGGAUAAUCCUGUUGUCAUUGGAAAUGCUCUCAUUUGGGGAAUUGCGACUGUUGCCAUCGGCUAUGGGGCAUAUCAGAAACACACCGAAGGAAAAUUGGACUGGAAGCUCGCUAGCACCGUCGUAGGAAGUGUUGGCGCCUUCGCUGUGGCCGAUUAUUUCGGCAGCAAGUGGCUGCUGGAGAACAAAUACCCGCCCAAGUAG